CUAAACUGGAUUUAGAAAGUUGAAACCCGUCCCUCAGUCCGCUUCAAUGAAGCCCCACCACAACAUCUCAACUUUCAUCUCCUUCCCAUUCUCGUCAUUCAACUGCCGGCCGCCGCCGCUUCUUUUCUCCCUGUCGCAGCUACUCGAAUCCGCCGGAGAGACAGUCUCACAUUAUUCUUCGCCUACCUCUUCCCGGCCGGCGGUAUUACAUGCUCUAUAUAGCGACACAGGUGGCAUUCGGGAUGCGACCGUGACGGCAGGGGAGACACACACUAUCCGUUGCGUGAAGGUACAAGUUAACUUCGGGAAAACAACACUUGGGUCGCAGCAUACUGCUGGUUUUGUAACAAACUUGCAGAAAGCUAUCGGGCCAGCUGGUACAUACGUAGCUGUUAUCUCCUGCCAAUCUGCUGCUUUUCUGAAGACAAUGUGAUCAUCAGC
Messenger RNA from Linum tenue, 441 nucleotides. Lineage: Eukaryota; Viridiplantae; Streptophyta; Magnoliopsida; Malpighiales; Linaceae. The record is from the annotation of a GenBank genome assembly.